AUCGUUCUGCUUGAUGCCCCAGGCCACCGGGAUUUCGUGCCGCAGGUGAUUGGCGGGGCGGCGCAGGCCGACGUCGCCCUGCUCGUCGUGAACGCCACCUCGGGCGAAUUCGAGACGGGCAUGCUGCUGGCCGGCGGACAGACGCAGGAGCACGCCCGCCUUGUCCGCCUCCUCGGUGUCUCGCGUCUCAUUGUGGCCGUGAAUAAGAUGGACACGGUGGGCUGGUCCGAGGCGCGCUUCGAGGAGAUCCGCGCUGCCCUGCUGGCGAUGCUCAAGACCAUCAAUCAGGCCGACGUGGUCUUCUGUCCGGUGUCUGGUCUCCUGGGUGUGAAUCUGCUCCACUCCACUGACUGCCCACCCGAGGCGGAUAUUGAGAAACUCGCUCCUUGGUACAAUGGGCCUUGUCUGCUUGACAUUAUCGACAAUCUGGAUAAAAUUGAGCGUCCAGUGGCGGGACCUUUUCGUUUUGUCGUGAGUGACAUUUUCAAACCCAUCGGCUCCUCGGUGCCGAUAGUAGCAGGUCGCGUUGUCUCCGGCGCGGUGUCUGCAGGCGUCAACCUCCCAACUAGUCGUGUAAUCUGCCUUCCCUCUGGUCAAACGGGGUCUGUUCGCUCCAUUCGGUCCCUAGCCGGCACGUCUAGUGAUGGUGGAAUGGGCCUACUGGAUCACACCCUCCAGUAUGCCUUCGCGGGAGAUCAGGUGGGUCUCAUGCUGUCCGGCAUUGCUGCGGGUCUCUCGCUGUCCCCCGGUGACGUCAUCUGUGACCCCGACCCUCCCCUUGUCCCUGUGACCUCCCUCCUGCGGGCGAAGGUCCUCGUUUUUGCGAUUAGCCAGCCAAUCACUCGAGGGUACCCUGUGAUCUUCUAUUACCACUGCUCCUCUGUACCAGCAACCGUCUCCAAACUCAUCUCCGCUACGGUGAAAGGCAAAGGACACACUAAGAAAGAGGUUUCCAAACCGAGAUGCCUGUUGGGGAAUUGUACAGCCGAGAUCGAACUCACCCUGGAGCAGCCCGUGUGUCUGGAGAUCUACGAGGUCUGCAAGCCGCUCGGUCGAUUUGUUCUUCGGGUGGGUGGGGAGUCCAUCGCCGGCGGCACCGUAACCGCGGUGAGUUGUCACGCCUUGCUGCGUCUGGUCACUGUGUCAACUCGUACGACAAAAGUCUGGACCGCCGCCGCCUCAGCCGCCUCUUGA
Molecule: messenger RNA, 1194 nt
Organism: Mesocestoides corti
Lineage: Eukaryota; Metazoa; Platyhelminthes; Cestoda; Cyclophyllidea; Mesocestoididae
Source: the annotation of a GenBank genome assembly